Messenger RNA from Chlorella variabilis, 1359 nucleotides. RefSeq lists its product as hypothetical. Lineage: Eukaryota; Viridiplantae; Chlorophyta; Trebouxiophyceae; Chlorellales; Chlorellaceae. The transcript is spliced from 8 exons. Bases 1 to 1359 code for a protein of 452 amino acids. The record is from RefSeq and is a predicted model, not a curated record.
AUGGCGGCCCGCGUGUACCUGAACAUGGCCUAUGUGGUGCCCCGCGCCCUGCUCUGGAUCGUGCUGCUGGUGGCGGCGCUGGUGGACGGCAUCCGCCACCGCGCAGUGCACAGCAGAGGGUUCCAGCUGUACUGGGCGCUGGUGGGCUCCGCGGCGCUGUUUGUGGUGCAGGAGGUGGUGCUGGUGGUGCUGGCAGCGCAGAGCAGCGGGCAGAACGUGAACCACGCCACGCUGGGAGCCUACAUCUUCUUCGCUGACCUGGCGGUCUCCUACUGGAUGGGCAUCCUGCUGCUGGUGGCCGCGGGCUUCUGCAUCAGCCGCACCAGCCUGGGCCCCCACAAGCCCGUGGCGCUCUCCAUCCCCAUCAUCUACUUUGCCACCAGCCUGGUGGUGGACUACGUUCUUUACUGGAUACGCGGCUUCGACGCCUUCACAGACCAGGCCACCUACUACGACGACAUCCCCGAGGAGACUGCUGAGCAGGCGGGCGCCGCCACCGGCUUUGUCUUCCUCAUCUGCCUGCUGGCCAACACCAUGGCCAUGCUGCUGGCCUGGUUCUUCAUCUUCGACACCAUACAGAAGGAGAAGGACAUACUGGAGCAGGGCCACCCAGACGUGUCGGCGCUGCCCCAGCCCGGCGCCCCCAGCCUGCCCGCGUCGGCGCCUGGCGGGCGCGAGGACCCCGGGGUGGGCCACCCGCUGGGCGGCGGCAACGCGGUGCUGCUGGACGACGCGGGCGGCAACGCCAGCCACCUCUAUGUCGACGUCGUGGAGGCGGACCUGGAUGCGCCCAAGACCUUCCAGGACAAAGUGGACGACAGGGAGAAGCUGCGCCUCAUCCGCCGCUUCUUCUACGGAGUCUGCUUCUACCUCAUCUCCACCAUCCUCGUCAUCUUCCUGCCCCUGUUUGUGCCCACCGUGGUGGACCGCACCAUCCUGGCGCUGCAGAGCCUGGUGCUGUGGGUGUUCCUGGGGGUGCUCCUGUGGACCUUCCGUAUGCGCCAGGGCAGCCCCUACCUCAUGAUGGACGAGGCGGCGGCGGAUGCGGAGACAGGGGGCCUGGUGGAGGGCCCCACCACAGAGCUGGGCGUGCUGUCGCGGGACGACGGCGACGACAGCGGCGGCGGCGGCGGCGGCGGCGGCGGCGGCCAGCGCAGCCGCCUGCGCCUGGAUGCUGCUCGCUUCACUCUCGACGAGGAGGAGGAGGGCGGCGGCGGCGGCGGCGGCAGCGGCGGCGGCGGCCUGGCCCGGCCCCAGCCCUCCAUCAACGUGCACGCGGCGGAGCAGGGGGUGGUGGUGGAGGCGCUGCCCACGCCGCAGACGCCCGCGCCCAUCGCCCUGUCGCCGCCGCCGCGGUGA